UUGCAGAUCCAGUGGUUGAUUAACAAUUACGAGCCAGCUGAUGGUACAUCGCUUCCACGUUGCACCCUCUACAGUCAUUAUAUUAAGCAUUGCAAUGAGAAUAAGUUGGAGCCAGUAAAUGCGGCAUCAUUUGGCAAACUCAUUCGGUCAGUAUUUCACGGGUUACGAACACGACGCCUUGGUACACGCGGUAACUCCAAAUAUCAUUACUACGGAAUACGAAUUAAACCCGAUUCACCGUUAAAUCGUGGCGUACCUGGUGUGAUGACGGUUGGCGACGACUAUGCGCGUAAUCCAUUAAUGACAACACAUUCUGUCAGUCAGAUCCCACCGAGAGGAUCGUCGAGGCGAUCAAAUUUGGGCAGCAGCUCCAUGGUCACUCGACGAUCUGCUGCAGCUGCAAUGGACGCAAAUGCACCGAUGAACCAGUCCAGUAAUUCUAGCUCGUAA
Molecule: messenger RNA, 450 nt
Organism: Gongylonema pulchrum
Lineage: Eukaryota; Metazoa; Nematoda; Chromadorea; Rhabditida; Gongylonematidae
Source: the annotation of a GenBank genome assembly